AUGGAAAAUUUGACGGUACGUGGGCGAGCACUGACGGAUCAUCUGGCCUUCGGAACCGCAAAUAAUAAGGGUAUGAUCACCGAUCACAGCAAGCCCAUAUUUGUGGCGCACGGCGAGGAUUCGUUCGAGGAGCUCAACCUCGAGCAGGAGGCUGAUAACUCGAGUGACGCCUUGUUCGCCGAGAAAGCUAUCGAUAAAUAUAUCGAGCAGAAAAAUCGGGAUCUGGAGCUAUACAUACGUCAACGAAGGGAAAGAAAGAACCAGCAUUAUGGCAAUGCCCGUCACGAGCUGCUCCUCGUUUUGACGGCCAAAGACAAGCUGCCCGGCGCUUUUCAGACCAUCGGGCUUGACCCCCACAAAUCAGAAGGCCACGACGUACUUCUUGUGCGCCACGCUGAGUCGAUCGCUGAGGUGUUCCCCGACUGGGUGCGCCGUACCAAGAUCGACGAGCGCUUCUACCGGCCCACCGACUUGAACGUGCCUUACGAGUUGCCGCGUAGACCCGAAAUGCGUCUCGCCUACGAGAACGAUCCGCCGGCUAGCGAGUUUGGGCUCAUUUCGGCGCAGCUGCUCGGGCGCCAGCUGGUGGCCCGCCGCUACAAGCACUACUGGAUGCCGACCGCUGCGCUGCAGGCUCUUGGGUACAAUAUCGACGAGGAAUACAAGCCGAUGGGCGGUCGUCUCGAGUGGAACCACCAGACCGGGGGUCUGGCCCCCGCUCAAGUCGCCGCCGAGAAGCGGGGCCUGAUGCGCCGCAUUGCUGCCCAUCAUUCAGGCACCGUCAUCUUCGUGACUGACCCGGUGGGCUUCUACGCGAUGCAGCACCACGGGCGCGGGCUGAUCUGUUCCUACAAGCAACCCUACGAAGCGUUCCUGAAGGAGGCGACAGCCGCCAGUCCUCCGUCGGCGGCCAUGUCGUUCCCGCGUGGAGAAACCGGGAAAGAUGCCAUUCUUCGACCAGCCGGAACUCGACAGUGGCAUCGACUGGCAUCCCUCGCAUCGCUUCUGAGCCCUGAACCACGU
Molecule: messenger RNA, 1023 nt
Organism: Mesorhabditis spiculigera
Lineage: Eukaryota; Metazoa; Nematoda; Chromadorea; Rhabditida; Rhabditidae
Source: the annotation of a GenBank genome assembly